AUGUAUCAUUACCUGUGUGGAAGCUUCGAUACAUUGAGAAACUAUUUACCCGAUGGAUUAGUCCAAUCGAAAGAACGUGAUUUUCAUGAUUUAGGGAGUAUUGUGAAUUAUUGCCCUAGUGAAGGUUCAGAAAAAAAUGAAUGCAAAACUGAUCUCGAUAAAACUAAGGCUGGAUUUUUAUGGUUAUUUGAACAAAUUAUUGUUAAUCAUAUUGAUGGUUUAAGUAAAGAACAGGCUAAAGCGUUUAUUACAUACAUUAUGAUAUGGUUAAAUUAUAUGUUAAACCUAAAAAAAGUUAAUGACACCAACCUAAAUGGUUUUUAUACUAAAUAUACAGAAAAUAAUAUGAAUUAUACUAAAUGUAAAAAUGGUGAUAUAGAUUGUAGUAAUUCAUUAAAAGAUAAAACGGGAUAUAAUAAUUUUACGGAAAUCAUAAAUGAAAGAAAGGAUUUGUUGAAUAUUAGAUUUGAAGAUCCUUUUAAAUUGUAUUAUUCAUUUAAAUUAUUAUGUAAUAUGUAUUAUGAAAUUAAUGACGCCAAUCCAGAUUCCGAUAAAUAUUUAAAAACAGCUAAACAAUUUGUUGAAAAAUAUAAAGAACUUAAUGGAGAUUCUGAUAUUACUGAAGAUAGUCCCUAUUAUCAAGUAUUGUCUACAUUAUCAAAUGAUUAUAAUAAUAUUAUAAACGAAUGUACUAGCAAUCUUUUUAAUUGUAUAAAUUUUCCAUCCCUUCCAACAUAUUCACGAAGAUCAGUAAUAAAAAAUACACUAAUUUCAAUUGCAUUUAUAUUUGCUUCAGUAUCAAUUUUCUUGGGUAUUGCUUAUAAGUAUUCGUUAUUUGGAUUUCGGAAACGAUUUCAAAAACAAAAAUUAAGAGAAAAACUAAAAAAUAUAAAGAAGAGAAUAAAUCAUUAA
Plasmodium yoelii is the source of this 912-nucleotide messenger RNA. RefSeq names its product PIR protein. Bases 1 to 912 code for a protein of 303 amino acids. The transcript has 3 exons. The record is from RefSeq and is a predicted model, not a curated record. Lineage: Eukaryota; Apicomplexa; Aconoidasida; Haemosporida; Plasmodiidae.